Messenger RNA from Pelecanus crispus (Dalmatian pelican), 391 nucleotides. NCBI's taxonomy places the organism in Eukaryota, Metazoa, Chordata, Aves, Pelecaniformes, Pelecanidae. The record is from RefSeq and is a predicted model, not a curated record.
AGGAAUUCCUGGUAAGAAAUGUGGAACAGUCAUAGUAACAGCAGAGGAACUGGGCUGUUGCCGAGAUUCAGUUUUAAUGCAAUUUUGUGCGAACAAACUAGACAAGAAGGACUUCUUUGGGAAAUCUGAUCCUUUCCUUGUAUUUCUUCGAAGCAAUGAAGAUGGCAGUUUUACAAUCUGCCACAAAACAGAAGUCAUAAAAAAUACAUUAAAUCCAGUGUGGCAGGCAUUCAAGAUUUCUGUCAGAGCACUGUGUAAUGGAGACUAUGACCGGACGAUUAAAGUAGAAGUGUAUGAUUGGGAUAGAGAUGGAAGCCAUGAUUUCAUCGGAGAAUUCACAACAAGUUACAGAGAGUUGUCGAGAGGACAAUCUCAGUUCAACGUGUAUGAG